AUGUCGGACAAACAACGCCGCAGUUCCGCAGAAGGGAUCCCCUUCAAGGAACACUCGACAGGAAGCGCAGUUUUCACGGCUUUGCGACAACAGCAUUGGUUACGGCAUUAUAUCAGUGCGGGGUUGGGCAAUCAGCGGGCUUAUUCCUUUGCGAUGGGGAUUUAUCUACUCUUCUGGUGUGUCCUGAGCAUAAUGUUCCUUGUCGCUUCGCUGAGGACCAACUACGUGACCAUCGGCGUCUUUGUCUUCCUUGCGCUCGGUUUCUUCUUCCUCUCGCUUUCCAGGUUCAUCGAGACUAGCAGUAUGGUCAAUGCUGUGCGGUUGAAUAAGGUCGGAGGCGCAUGCACAUUCCUGUGUGGCCUGGGCGCUUUCUAUCUGGGUGCAUCUGGAUUGAUGGUCCCGGAGACAACGUUUGUGCGUUUGCCGCUGGGAAUGAUCGCACCACCAGCGGGGAGCCCUGCUGCGUUGUUAAGGCAGCGUGAUUUCGCCCCUCAAUGCCGGCACAAAGUGGCCCCAGAUCGAAUGUCGUCGGUUGGAGGCAACAGGCGGCUGCUCAAACUUGGAGUCUUGCACCUAACUUCAACAAAACUAGCACGAUGA
Messenger RNA from Histoplasma mississippiense, 600 nucleotides. RefSeq lists its product with no specific name. Gene Ontology annotation, cellular component: plasma membrane. Gene Ontology annotation, molecular function: acetate transmembrane transporter activity. The transcript is spliced from 2 exons. Lineage: Eukaryota; Fungi; Ascomycota; Eurotiomycetes; Onygenales; Ajellomycetaceae. Bases 1 to 600 code for a protein of 199 amino acids. The record is from RefSeq and is a predicted model, not a curated record.